Messenger RNA from Fusarium coffeatum, 3015 nucleotides. RefSeq lists its product as uncharacterized. NCBI's taxonomy places the organism in Eukaryota, Fungi, Ascomycota, Sordariomycetes, Hypocreales, Nectriaceae. The transcript has 3 exons. The coding region runs from base 1 to 3015 and encodes 1004 amino acids. The record is from RefSeq and is a predicted model, not a curated record.
AUGGCGUUUAAACGGUCGACAUCCAAGAGCGACAGCUCAAUGGCCGACGAUGAGGCGUCGUUUCACGCUUUCAACAAUCCUAGGAAACUACCGGCGUGGCUGGAUCAUUUCAACGCGAAAGAUCUCAAGAUUUUGUUCAAAUGCUCGUUGGCUGUCUGGAUAUUUACCUUGUUCAUCUUUAUCAGCGAUACUUUGCGCGUGCUUGGACAAGCGACAUUCUUUGGAUGUGUCGUUCUCUUCAUUAUGCCGCCUUCGGGCGUCGUCUUCAUCCAUGUCCUGGCAGGACUAAUGAUCUGCGUCGGUAUGGCAUUUGGUUGGGCUUGGGGAACCAUCACCAUGAAAGCAGCCUUGGCGACAAGACCCCAGGCUGAUCUACAGCAGCGAUAUAUCGAGCUACUGCAAUCAGCGCCGCAAAACACGACUAAUGUUGGCCAAGCUUCUGGUCAGACCACCUAUCAGCAGAUCGCCAUCUAUCAGGGAUUUAUGCUUGAUACGCGUGUAUCAGUCACGUAUUUUUGCAUGAUAGGAUUGUUUGUCUAUUUGAUGGCUCGUCUGCGCGUAUCUGCGCCAAAUCUGAUGCUUGUAUCGCUCUUUGCGAUGAUCGUGUCAGACAUCUACCUGACUAUUGCUCCGCUCAUCCCUACUUUUCAAGGCACAAUCCCCAAAGUUCUCAUCCUACCAAGUGCCAUCGGAGUCGGCAUCGGCGCAGUCUGCAACCUAUUGAUCUUUCCACAGUCGACAUCGCAGAUCACUCUCGCGAGCAUGACCGACCUACUUCGCCCAAUGAAUGGUUAUAUCAAGGCUUUGACCUGGCACUUCAAGUCUCGAUCAAGGUUCGAACCACAGCGUCUUCAGGAACUCAAGAGCGGUUUGGCGGUGACGCACAAGAGCAUCGAGUCUGCCAUCAAGUGGAUUCCAAUGGACUUUACGCGUCGGAAAUGGAGUCCUGAUGACAUCAAGUCUUUCCAAGAGCCUCUCCGUCAAGUGCUGGUGUCGUUUGGGGAAUUGUUACAGUUGUCCAUCUCUCGCGAAGAGCUCUAUGCAAAAGACGAAGCUCUUACGAAAGCAGCCGAAGAGCUCGAGAAAUCCGAUAAGAAAAAGCAUCCUCUCGCAUACCAUAUCGCCAAGGCAGCUGAUUUCCGCGAACUAACGAGACAUCCUGAUACAGAAGAUAUGCUCAUCAAGGCCAUCGACUCGCUAUCUUCCUGUGCCACACCCUUACUACAGGCUCUAGAGCAAAGCAUCGAUGCUAUCGUUCAGGCACUAUCAGCAAAGUCGAAGGAUGAUUUUGUGGCUCAGCAUGAACAGGUUCUCACAUCUCUCCAGGAAGCUCUCGACGACUUUGAGGAUUCAGCUGCGGAACAUCUCUUCGCGCCUCACGCCCAUCUCUUUGAUGCAGAUGGCAAGAUUAUCUACGAAGACGAUCGGGCACCGCCGCUGUUUGGUCUGAUGUCCGGUCUGCUAUACCACGAACGACUGAUCAACCUAACCAAGAGCGUCGGCGUUGUGCUCGAUAGGGCCGUGGAAAUGGAAAAGACCCGAGCGACAAAACGCAUGUGGUUCCCAAAAGGACUGCAGAAGCUCUUCUCGCUUGGACUUUCGAACGAUGCACCGCCUUCCACCAUCCCUGGCACCACAGACCUCACGCGUACGAUGUCCACUGUCUCAAGGCCUGAGAAGAAGAAGGGAUUGUUCAAGAAAAAGGCAAAAGGCAAUGUCGAGUCGGAAGAGGAAACGGAGAAGACAGCAGCUUCCAUCUUGGAGAAUAUGCACCAAGUAACGAGCCGACAGCGCAAGAAACCAAGUCUGAUCUUCUUGGGAUUGGUCAACUUCUUCACUGGCAUCGAGGGUCUACACGCUUUGCGAACCCUUGCAUUGACCAUUGCUCUGGCUGUCCCUGCCGUAAUACCCUCAUCAGCAGGUUUCUACUACCGGGAGAAGGGCCUUUGGGCAUUGAUCAUGGCGCAGAUGGCACUUGAACCGUACAUGUCCGAUUUCAACUCUGGUAUCAUCAUUCGCACUUUGGGUACUGUUGCGGGAGGUGUGCUUGGGUUAGUCUGCUGGUACAUCGGAGCUGGCAAUGGCCCGGGUAAUCCAUACGGUCUUGCUGCUAUCAUGGCAGUUGCCAUUGUCGGUAUGAUGUGGUGGAGGCUGUUCGCUCCUCCGCAGCAUCUGGCAGCCGGCAUCAUGCUUACAUCCACCAUGUACAUGGUUGUAUCUUAUAGUUGGGUCGACACACAUAUUCCCAGUUACGGCAAUCCCGGCGUGGGAUACUCCGUGUUCUGGCGAAGGCUACUGCUUGUGCUGAUCGGAUUCGGAGCAGCUGUUCUUGUCGCCCUUCUCCCCCGACCUCUCUCCGGAAACCGUCACUACCGUCAGAUCAUGUCAAGCCAACUGUCGAGCGUUAAAGAUCGAUAUGCCCUUCUUGUAACGGUCUGGCGCGCACCCCCAAAGGAUUUCGUUGAAGUCAUGGAGAAAGAAGCUACCACUUCAGAAGAAGUGUUCAACUCAAUCGCCCUUCCUAUUCAGAAGACAAAGUUCGAGUUCUCGACAUCGAACCUAGAUACCGAAACUCUCAGCAUAGCGAACCACCUCUGUACUAAUCUCAACGUCUUCCUCACACAAUUCAGCUUGACCCUGAUGAAACUGCCUCUUCCCGUUCGAGAGAAGUUCAUGCAGCGAAUCACCCCAGGCGACGAGAACAUUGUCGCAGAUCUCAUGUCGACCUUGACUCUACUCCAGCACUCUUUGAUCUCUGGGGAGCCACUUCCGGCAAUCCUGCCAACGCCGUUGGUGGGUAGGGCGAUGCAAUUCAGAAAGCUCAAGGGCGAGAUGCAAGAUGACGACAAUCCUAGAGCGUACUUAGCUAGCCCACAGGGGAGGCAUUGGUCGGCUGCUGUCUAUGCGUUCGUGCGGUUCUUGGGUACGCUUGAUGAUCUUGUAGUUGUUGUGAAGAAGGCGGUUGGAGAGAGUUCACAUAUUAAUGCGGAGGCUUUGGGCGGAAGUAUGUACUAG